Molecule: messenger RNA, 1905 nt
Organism: Hordeum vulgare subsp. vulgare (domesticated barley)
Lineage: Eukaryota; Viridiplantae; Streptophyta; Magnoliopsida; Poales; Poaceae
Product: protein JINGUBANG-like
Exons: 1
Coding region: 152-1504 (450 amino acids)
Molecular function (GO): protein binding
Source: RefSeq, a predicted model, not a curated record
AAACCUUUCUUCUUCCACGAACCGCCAAAGUGUCACUCUCGGUUCCUUCCUUCUCCCCAGGUCCCCUCCUCGGUUUCUCACCAAGGAAGUAAUCUUGGUUCGAUCGCUCCAAGGUUGCACAGACUCGGUACUUCGUUGGACAGCCGGCGGCAUGAGGAACCACAAGAAGUUGCUGCAGUUUCUGCGGCCGGACCCGGCGGUGGCGGCGGCCAACGACGACGGGUGCUCCCCGCUGCCUUCUCCCACGACCAGCGGGAGCGCGAGCACGUCGGCCACGGCGUCCCCGUCGCCCUACGUCGCGUCGCCGUGGGUGAGCCUCCCGGGUCUCGGCGCCGGGGCGGCGCUGUCGGCCGGCGCGGCGGAUGAGACGGGGCUCCUUGGGUCGUUCGUGAAGGAGGACGGGCACGUGUACUCGCUCGCCGCGGCCGGGGACCUGCUGUACACCGGCACGGACUCCAAGAACGUGCGGGUGUGGAGGGACCGGCGCGAGUUCGCGGGGUUCCACUGCGGCAGCGGGCUCGUCAAGGCCAUCGUCGUCGCCGGGGACGGGAGGAUAUACACCGGCCACCAGGACGGCAAGAUCCGCGUGUGGCGCGCGUCCGCCGGCGACCCCGCCGUGCACAGGCGCGUCGGCUCGCUCCCGAAGCUCGGGGACUUUCUCAGGAGCUCCGUCAGGCCGUCGCACUACAUCGAGACGCGCCGCCGGCACAGCUCCGUCUGGCUGCGCCACUUCGACGCCGUCUCGUGCCUCAGCCUCGACGCCGACGCCGGGCUGCUCUACUCCGGGUCGUGGGACAGGACGUUCAAGGUCUGGCGCGUGUCGGACUCGCGGUGCCUGGAGUCCGUGCACGCCCACGACGACGCCGUCAACACGGUGGCCGCGGCGGGGUUCGACGCGCUGGCGUUCACCGGCUCCGCGGACGGCACGGUCAAGGUGUGGCGCCGGGAGGACGGGAAGGGCGGCGCGACGAGGCAUGUCAUGGAGCGGGUGCUGCGCAAGGGCGAGAGCGCGGUGACCGCCAUCGCCGUGGCAGCGGAGGCGCGCGUCGUGUACGUCGCCUCCUCGGACGGGGCCGUCACCCACUGGCAGUGGCGGCGCGGAGCCGACCGGGACAGCGCGCCGAGGAACGGCGGGGCGCUACGCGGGCACAAGAUGGCCGUGCUGUCCCUCGCGGUGGCCGGGCGCGUCGUCGUGAGCGGCUCCGCCGACCGGACCAUCUCCGUGUGGCGGCGCGACGAGGGCGCCGACCACUCCCGCCUCGCCGUGCUGAGCGGGCACACGGGGCCGGUGAAGUGCGUGGCCAUGGACGAGGAGGAGUCCCUCGACGCGGACGGCCACCGGCGGUGGGUCGUGUACAGCGGCAGCCUCGACGGCUCCGUCAAAGUCUGGCGCGUGUCCGACGCGCCCGGCGCGAUGACGACGCGGACGCCGGCGCACGUGUGGAAGGGCACGCCGUCGCCGAUGGGCGUCUGGACGCCCUACCGGCCGCCGGAGCGGAGCUGAAGAAUGUAGAGCGCGCACGUGUAAACCGUGUGUCCGUGGGAGAGCCUACGCUGUAGAUACGCGUACGUGCAACGUAGAGGAGCAUCAUACGCACACCGUAUCUAGGUAUACGUAUACGGUGUUGCGUAAAUGCUGAUUUGUUAUUUAUUUGUUUGUUUGUUUGUCUGUCCAUUUUGGUGUCCCCUGAAAUGGACGGCUUGGAUGUUGACGGAUGAGUGUUGUGUGGUGGUGAUUUGGUCGGUGGUCCGAUCCGAGCCGCCGGUGAGGCCGAGAGAUCGAUUUGUACACUCUCGACUAAGCAAAGGAAUGGUCCUUUCUUGUUGGGACUUUUGGAGGUGUGAACGGCGGUUCGUUUCGUGUUUGUAUUGCAAGACAAGCUGUUGAAAUUAGGUUCGUAUAAA